GGAGACCGAAGUCACAACUCCGGGGUGAACUCACUUUAUGCGAGUUUAGUCAGUUUCUAUGUGCAUAACUCAUUAUCAGAUGCAAACCAGCUAGACCAACACUCUGCUUCGCAGACUUCCUACUACGGUCGCUUACCUUUGGUCUUCUUCCCCGAGUCAUUGAUGAUUAUCUCUAAUGCCUACCAUACGGCAUCACCUAGACUUGCAUCUGUACUAGCCUCAGUCGUCAUUUGUCUUUCUAUAAUUUCUGUUGCAUUCCCACGCCUCAUAUGUUGUUUCCCCAUUCCAUUUUGUGUCCGCUCAUCUGUUCGCUUCCCUCUACCAGUUCCAAUACCCUUCGUCAAAUCCAGCACGCAUCCAUUUGAUUCUUGUAUCCUAUUCUGCCUGUCGGCUCUUCGAAACGGGUCAACUCGCCUGGUAGCUAGUCUCACUCCAGCUAAUCCACGUUUGACAGGAUCCAGCUUUCACAUUCUUCCCAACAUGCCUCCUGUAUCUCUUGUGGCUCUUUUCCCCGGCCAGGCCGGACAGUUCGAUACCUCCAUAAUGCCUGCCCCUGCCUGCAACCACCACAGGGGAUCAUUCGUCGUUGACUUGUGGCGAUGAUAUGAUGCAGAGCACGAUCGCAUCAAGCAACACAUCGUGCAGAGCCUUCUCCUGAUACUCAACCAGCUAGUGGCGUGGCACGGAACAUCAAUACUAGAAAUUU
Messenger RNA from Aspergillus homomorphus CBS 101889, 706 nucleotides. RefSeq lists its product as uncharacterized. Bases 163 to 603 code for a protein of 146 amino acids. The transcript is spliced from 2 exons. Lineage: Eukaryota; Fungi; Ascomycota; Eurotiomycetes; Eurotiales; Aspergillaceae. The record is from RefSeq and is a predicted model, not a curated record.